Molecule: messenger RNA, 3325 nt
Organism: Hemiscyllium ocellatum (epaulette shark)
Lineage: Eukaryota; Metazoa; Chordata; Chondrichthyes; Orectolobiformes; Hemiscylliidae
Gene: ofd1
Product: OFD1 centriole and centriolar satellite protein
Exons: 23
Coding region: 123-3182 (1019 amino acids)
Biological process (GO): epithelial cilium movement involved in determination of left/right asymmetry
Cellular component (GO): centrosome; ciliary basal body
Molecular function (GO): protein binding
Source: RefSeq, a predicted model, not a curated record
AACGGCCGCUGGAGAGUCACGUGACCGGUCCUCGGCGUCGGACAGUUGCUGCAGUUACGGGAACGGCAAGCGGCUGUUACAGGGCGCGAGCAGUACGCCGGUCUCUGGAGCUCAGCACAGAAAUGGAAUCUAAAAUGGCCACUGGGAGUCAUGAUGCUAUUUCUUCAGAAGAACUUCGGAGAAGACUUUAUCAAACAUUCAAAAGUCGGGGUGUCUUAGAUUCUUUAAAGUCUCAGCUUCGAAAUCAGCUUGUCCAUGAACUAACGCAUCCUGGUUUAAAUGGACUGUUACCUGUGAAUGGUCAUCGUCAUCAGAAUCCUUCCACAGAUGAAAGUUCUCUGUUGGUUAUGGCCGCAAAUAGCAUUGUAGCUGACCAUUUGCGAAAGAUUGGAUAUGAGUACUCACUGUCUGUCUUCUAUCCAGAAUGUGGCUUAGAAAAAGAAAAGGCAUUUACAGCAAAAGAUCUCCUGCAGGUUUUGAAGAUCAACCCCAGAUCAGAGCUUUACAAAUCCAUUAUUUCAAAUCUUGAAAAAAAUCAAAAAGGGUUUCUUAUUCAGUUUCUGAUGGAUCUGAUUGACUACCACCUAAGUCGAGCACAUCGGGAUGCAGAAACUCAAACCAGCUGUGCUUCAGAGUACACAGAAUCUAUUGUUGAUAAAUUUCAAAUGAUUGAUGAAGAAUAUGCAGCAUUUCAUCCAAUAAAUUUACAAGAGGACUUCUGGGAAACUAAACUCCUUGCAUAUCGUAAACAAGUAGAAGAACAACUUCAGGAAGAAAUGCGGCAAGAGUUGCAACACUUCAAGGAUCUGGAAUUGGCUAAGGUUCGGAUUCAGGAGAAAGAGCAUUCACAGAAGCAUAUAGAAGAGAUCCGAUUGAAGCUAGACAAAAUGUACCAGAAAAAGUCUGAGACAUUGAUUACAAGAGAGAAGAAUGCCAUUGAGAGACUUCAGAAACAGCAGGAGAUUGAAGAAAAAGAAAUCUAUAUACAGAGACAAAGUUUACUGAAAGAUAUUGAAGCAGUGCGAAAUAGAGAGGUUGAACUUAGACAACGAAUUGAAGCCUUUGAACUGACUCGGGAUUUGCAUGACCAAAAGAACAAGAGUUUAGAGGAGGAUCUCCGGAGACGGGAGCUUGCAGUGAAAAAUAUUGAGGAGACUUACGAGCAGAAGCUGAAAAAUGAACUGUGCAGGUAUCAACUGGAACUACAGGAAGAGCAUCGUAAAAGAAUGGAAAAGGUGGUAGCAAACGAGAAGAGAGUUGAAGUGGAGGCAGCUCGACUGCACGAGGAGUCUGUUAUUAUUCAUUCCAAAAGAGAGGAACUGCAAGAAGCUCGUGUUGAAGUUAAGAAGAUGGAGGUGGAAAUGAAUGCAGCCACAGCCCAAGUUUGUUUGUUAAUGAAGCAGAAUGAGCUGUUGAAUGAAAAGUUAAAGGAUGUAGCAGACUAUACAACGUUAAAGACAGAAAAUGUACAGCUUCAGACUGAGAUUACUAUACUGAGGAAACAACUUGAUGAAGUUCAUCAUGAAAAUCAGAAACUGCUUGAAAGGCUGAAUCAACCUUCUGCUGCUCAAUUAGCUCUUCAAACUGAAUUGAAGAAAGUAGAAUAUUCAAGAAAGCUUGACCAAGAUGAAUAUCAAAACCAAACACAGAGUCUGGAACAACAGCUACAGAAUGAGAUGGAGCAGUGCGCAAAGUUGAGAAGCCAACUUAUAGAGUAUGAGGAUCAAACUAGAAGAAUGAAUGGACAGGUUGAUGAUUUGAAACUUCAGCUGCGACAAACACAGUUGGCUUUAGAGAAUGAAGUUUACCGGAAUCCAAAACCCCCUCUGAUUGACCGGUCAAUCAUUGACCUCACUGCAGACAGAAUUGCACCACAUGAUGUUUAUGCAGAUGUUGGUUUACUUGGCAGUCGAGCAGCACCUGAAGAUCGUCUCUUUUAUCCAAUGUCUGCAACAUGUGCAAAUUACAGCAAGUUAACUGAAAAAACGUGUUCUUCACCAGAUUCAGACCAGGAUUUUGUAGCCGGAGCCAAGGCUCGAAUAAGGGAGUUAGAGAAAGAGUCUGAGAACCUAGAGGAAGCCUACAGAAACUACCAAAAUAGAAUUAUUCGAACCGCCAUUCAAAAAAGUUCAGAAGCUCAAGGUUUUUCUCCAGUGUCAGUUAACAAUAUUCUCAAUAGAAUUCCAUCCAGUCAUCAGCACAGAGUAACAUUUGCAGAAAAUGCCUUUACUUCUCAACAGCUACAGUUUACUACAAGAGGACAAAUACAUGAAGAAAAUCGCCAACACAUAACUAAAAUUGAAGAUCACCAAACUCCUACCAUAUCUCAGUUUACAUCUCCAAGACACUGUUCUUCAACACCUGUCAAGCAUAAACUUAAAUAUGAUGAAUCUAGCACAACUUCAGAAGGUAUCGAUAGUUCCUUCCCAGUCAUUAUUCCCAGUGUACCAGAUCAUCAAACAUCAAUUGUAAAUAAUGAACUCCAUGUUGUCAACAGUCCAAACUCUUCUCUACCUGGCACCAAUGAAAGAUCCGAAAAUAUUCCAAGAGACCGUCUUGUCAUUUGUGAAUCUUCAACAAAUCAAAGGUUUGAAGAAUCGAUUGAGCAAUCAGAUGACCGUUUUAAAAUUGAGCAAGAAGGCAAUCUAGCCCAUAACAAAAAUUUGUCCCAACAUCGGGAGGAAGAUCUUAAUAGAGGAUCUAAUUCUUCGCUAGACCAAGAAGCAAUGUUAACUCCUGCAGAUGCAGGUGCAGGUAAAUUCAAAAAUCCUGAAGAAGAGAAAGGCAGACAAGAUGAAAAGGGCAAAGGAGAAGAAGAAAAAUCAUGGGAAGAUCAGAGGCAAGGAAAUGGAGACAAACAGUGCCUGGGAAGACAGGAAGCAAAGGAAGGGGAACAAACAGAACUGGAAUUACUAGAAUUGGAAAAGGAGGAGAAGCGGAAGAUCGAGCCAAACGAAGAAAGAUCAAAGGAGCAGAGUUCAGAAGGUGUAGAAUUGCCAGCUUCAAGUACAGAUCCACUUGAAAAAUAUAUGAAGAUAAUUCAACAGCAGAAAAAAGAAGAACUGCAAGAACAGAGCUCUAAACAGGAAGUAGAAGAGAGUUCUUUACUCCAAACACUAUCGGAUGGGAAAGCUGGCAGUUCUGCAGCUUCACAUGAUGAGGAUGAUGACAAUUUCUGGUGAAAUACAUCCAAUUACAACACAGACCUAUCGCAGACCUACACUUGAAAUUUCCAUCGAUUUAUAUAAAUCUGUAAUUAUUAACUAUGUUCUGCCAAAAGACAAUUUUUAAAAUGCUUAAUUAGUCAGUAAAUACUGUUAUUAUA